AUGUUUGGUAAAAGUAUGUUCUGUUGCCAGGACAGCAGUGACUGUGAUGGUAUAGCUGGAGGCUGUAACGCUGUAGGCUGUGAUGGUAAAGCUGGAGGCUGUGAUGGUAAAGCUGGAGGCUGUGAUGGUAUAGCUGGAGGCUGUGAUGGUAAAGCUGGAGGCUGUGAUGAUAACGCUGGAGGCUUUAACGCUGGAGGCUAUGAUGGUAAAGCUGGAGGCUGUGAUGGUAAAGCUGGAGGCUGUGAUGAUAAAGCUGGAGGCUGUAACGCUGGAGGCUGUGAUGGUAAAGCUGGAGGCUGUAACGCUGGAGGCUGUGAUGGUAAAGCUGGAGGCUGUAACGCUGGAGGCUGUGAUGGUAAGGUUGGAGGCUGUGAUGGUAAAGCUGGAGGCUGUGAUGGUAACGCUGGAGGCUGUGAUGGUAAAAAUGGAGGCUGUGAUGGUAAAGUUGGAGGCUGUAACGCUGGAGGCUGUGACGGUAAAGUUGGAGGCUGUGAUGGUAAAGCUGGAGGCUGUGAUGGUAACGCUGGAGGCUGUGAUGGUAAAGUUGGAGGCUGUGAUGGUAAAGCUGGAGGCUGUGAUGGUAAAGUUGGAGGCUGUGAUGGUAAAGCUGGAGGCUGUGAUGGUAACGCUGGAGGCUGUGAUGGUAACGCUGGAGGCUGUGAUGGUAAAGUUGGAGGCUGUGAUGGUAAAGCUAGAGACUGUGAUGGUAAAGCUGGUGGCUGUGAUGGUAACGCUGGAGGCUGUGAUGGUAAAACUGGAGGCUGUGAUGGUAAAGCUGGAGGCUGUGAUGGUAAAGUUGGAGGCUGUGAUGGUAAAGCUGGAGGCUGUGAUGGUAACGCUGGAGGCUGUGAUGGUAAAGCUGGAGGCUGUGAUGGUAAUGUUGGAGGCUGUGAUGGUAAAGCUGGAGGCUGUGAUGGUAAAGUUGGAGGCUGUGAUGGUAACGCUGGAGGCUGUGAUGGUAAAGCUGGAGGCUGUGAUGGAUGGUAA
Messenger RNA from Mercenaria mercenaria, 987 nucleotides. RefSeq names its product keratin-associated protein 5-1-like. The coding region runs from base 1 to 987 and encodes 328 amino acids. Lineage: Eukaryota; Metazoa; Mollusca; Bivalvia; Venerida; Veneridae. The transcript is spliced from 2 exons. The record is from RefSeq and is a predicted model, not a curated record.